CUAUCACAACUCUUGCAUUGUUCCACUUGCCCCUCACUCCCCCCUUCCCACUAGCAUCAAGCGAAAUGGCAGAAGACCAAGCAAAGGCACCCGUGCCCCUCGCAUCAGACGCACCAGCUGCAGAGGCAGACGCUGGCCCAUCAAACGCACAAACCGCCACCGACGCGCUGAGUAACGUCAAGGUGUUCGCCCCGCCUGCCGAGACGAGCGGCCCGCAGCCAGUCGAGCUCGACGACGCCUUCUUCGAGCACUCAAUCUCGGACGUCCAGGCGCUGCAUGCCAGCGUGGCGGGCCAGUCGUCGCGCCUGAACAAUGCGCCGUUGUUGACGAGCAAGUACCGCGAUGCGGACCGCGCCGCCAAGGAGCAGAAGAAGGCGGACAGGUGGCCCACUGCAACCAUCCGAGUCAAGUUCUCAGACGGCACACAGAUCCAGAGCACCUUCCCCUCCUCCUCUCCAAUCCAACCCGUGUACGACUUUAUCCGCCUCUCCCUCUCCCCCGAGGCGCUCGAGAAGACAUUCACCCUCUACCAGCCCCCACGCACGCUGUACCCCGAGAAGCCGCCGCCUCCAGACCCGAAGAAGGCCAAGCCUGUCAACCCGGCGAUGAAGGCCCACAUUGUCGCGCCGGCCAACUAUGGGCAUGUCCGUGGCGACGUCGUGGCGGGUCUGCAGGGCGGAACAGGCGGCAAGGAGAGCCUGUCCGAGCUCGGGCUCGUGCCGCAGAGCGUGCUCCUCGUCAAGUGGGACGAUGCGGCGAUGAAUGCGUCGACAUUCCCCGCACCACUGGCAGACCACCUCAAGGCCAGCGUGGCCCCGCUCCCUGCGCCAACUGUCAAGGCCGAAACCCAGAAGGAACGCAAGCCGCUGACGGGAUCCGGUGGGGACGUCAAGAUGCCCAAGUGGCUGCAGAAGGGGCUGUUGAAGAAGAAGUAGAGAUGGCGGGCAGCGGAGUAG
Molecule: messenger RNA, 956 nt
Organism: Vanrija pseudolonga
Lineage: Eukaryota; Fungi; Basidiomycota; Tremellomycetes; Trichosporonales; Trichosporonaceae
Gene: ASPSCR1
Product: Tether containing UBX domain for GLUT4
Exons: 5
Coding region: 66-935 (289 amino acids)
Biological process (GO): intracellular protein transport
Cellular component (GO): cytoplasm; nucleus; vesicle membrane
Molecular function (GO): protein binding
Source: RefSeq, a predicted model, not a curated record